Molecule: messenger RNA, 2530 nt
Organism: Rhagoletis pomonella (apple maggot)
Lineage: Eukaryota; Metazoa; Arthropoda; Insecta; Diptera; Tephritidae
Product: serine/arginine repetitive matrix protein 2-like
Exons: 2
Coding region: 167-2086 (639 amino acids)
Source: RefSeq, a predicted model, not a curated record
CAUAAAAACAACAAAAACAACAAAAACCAUCGCGAAAUCCGCGAAAACAGCUACAGCUACAGCUACAACUACAGCCACAACAGCUGCAACAGCCACACCAUCAGCAACAGCCUCUACAACAGUCACAACUACAGCUACAACAGCAGCAGCAGCCACGAAGACAGUUAUGUCAAGGGCACCAAAGGUACCAACGGUCAAGCUCGGCAGUUCUAUGCUGGGCGAAGGUAAAGGCACCAGGCGCAGGGGAGGCUUUCUUGCGAGCCUAUCCGAGGAGGAGGCUGCCCUUUUUAUUGAACACGCCAGAGAAGAUGAGAGGCCAAGCACUAGCAGUGGCGGCGUGGAUCGGGCGCAGCUUCGGUCGGAGGGCACCAAGGGUGCAGAGGCUCUGGCCUCAAAAAACAGGCACCGAUCGCCAAGCAGGAACCGGGGGGCCAGUUGGCGUCGCUCCAGGAGUCGUGACCGCUCCCGGAGCCAUGACCGCUCGGGGAGCCGAGGCCGAUCCGAGGGUCGGCAUCGCUCGAAGAGCAGGCAUCGCUCAGGCAGUGGGCACCGCUCUAGCAGUAGGCACCGCAGGUCUCCUAGUCGAACCUCAUCGCUCGAGUCAGGGUGGCAGCUGCAAGACAGCAAAAAGAGAAGCCGCAGGUGUAGACCGCCUCCACUUCCGCCCUCCGGUCAACCGGGAGCCCUUGACGACCACCAUCGAGCUGGUCUUAGUGGAUCGGGGGUCAAGUGGUAUCUCCGGUACCUGGAGCAGGGGAAGAAGCCGAGCGUAGCCCGCGCAAUGGCGGAAGUAAGGCAAGAGGUCGAGAAAGAGGCACAAGAGAGUGGUAAGACGGCUGCAACCGCUGGUAUGCAGCAGAGAGGUGAACUACCCGCGCCUGCUGAAAAGCAGAGAAGCGGGCAACAGCAUCAGAGACCCGCGCCUGCUGAAAAGCAGAGAAGCGGGCAACAGCAGCAGAGACCCGCGCCUGCUGAAAAGCAGAGAAGCGGGCUACAGCAUCAGAAACCCGCGCCUGCUGAAAAGCAGAGAAGCGGGCAACAGCAGCAGAGACCCGCGCCCGCCAAAUGGCGGAGAAGCGGGGAACCUACAGGUACCACAACAGGCUCAACAACAGCUACUCCAAAACGCACCAGCCUACAGGUCACACCACCUGAGCCACCGUCCCCCAAACGGCCGCGGGGGCUCCCACCCCCUCCAACAGAGUCUAGGGGCUUGGAUGGGUCCGCGGGCCAGGGUCAGCCACAGGAGGGAAUCACUAAGCAGCCUAGCUAUUCAGAUGCUCUUAAAGGCAUCCGGGUGGCUGUACUGCCCUGUGAUUACCCUGCUGCUGCCCUAAGCCCUGAGGACCUGACCAAACUCCAGGACGCCAUCAUGGAUGAGGUCCUUAAAGGGUGGAAGCACGCACUGGUCUUUUGUGGGGUAUUUUUCAGGUCAGGUAUGCUCCUUGUGGACUGCAAGGAUGAGCGGACCGCAGCAUGGCUGGUGGAUAAGGCACCAAACAUUGAGGGAUGGGAGGGGCCCGCGUUAUGUACCAAGAGGGGGGAUGAUAUCCCGCCGGUGCAUAAUAUCUCGGUGUUCUUCCCAAGAUGCGCCGAUAAAUCGGCGGAGUACGUGCUGGGGCUCAUCAAGGCCCAGAAUGAGGACAUCCACACUGCUGCGUGGAAGGUGGUUUCAUGCGGCGCCGAAGAUAACGGUCUCAGGCUCAACCUGGGGAUCGAUGAGGCGUCGUAUGUCAGCAUUAAGAGGGCCGGAUUCACAAUCAACUUCCGGUACAGUUUUGUUACGGUGCGGCCAUGGCGGCAUAAGACGACAGGCAGCAAGGAGUCAGAGUCCCAAGACAUGCAAGUCGACGAGACUACUGACUCCACUGCUGCCCCAGCGACCGAGUCGACCACGGCCCCACUGGGAGAUCAGCUAUCGGAAUUAGCACAGGCACCAGCUCUUGUGAGCGCUCCCGGGCCAAGUGUCACCGACUACAUGCGCACCACACAAGAGCUCCUAGCGGACAUAAGCAGGCUCGAACUCGACAGAGAGGGCGAGGGUGAGGCACGGCUCUCGAACAUCGAGGACGAGCCCCAACUAUGAGCCCAACAGCGCUAACAGUAGCCCAGGUCAACUUGCAUCACGCGGUGGCCGCCUCGGCGAUCAUUGCAAGCAGGUUUGCCACGGAGGACCUGGGAAUCCUACUGAUUCAGGAACCGUGGACCUACAGAGGCCAGGUGAGGGGCCUCAAUCAUAACAACAAUAAGAAUUUCUUACACAGGAUCUGGUAGCGGUCCAAGCUACCUUAAGGGUCAACGGGAAGGAACUGGAGGUGGUCUUGGCUGCAGCCUACUUUCCGGGGGACAACGCCAACGUGCCGCCUCUUGAGGUACAGCAGCUGCUGGAAUUUUGCCGCAGGAAACGACUUCCGGCGAUUCUUGGCUGCGAUGCGAACGCCCACAAUAUAGAGUGGGGCAGCUCGGACACAAACCGUAGGGGUGAGUGCUUAUUAGAAUAUAUUAUCAGUGAAGACCUGUGCAUCCAUAA